AUGUCUGGAAAAAAUACCUUCAAAAUCUUCCCCCAACGCAACAAGAGAAACCACCUCAUUCCUGGCCCAUCCUCACAACCAUUGCACCCCUCAACCUCCUCAGAAUCCCGUGUUCCUCGGAUCAAUAUCACUUCCUACGAUCCACAUGGACUGCCGACAGAAUCUUAUACUGAACCCACAACGACCAAUCAGGUCGCACCAUCCAAUGACAGUGAUCCGAAAAAAUCGGAAUCUUUCGUGGAUCGCAUGUUUAAGAAGAUUCACAGAAAGUUGAGUCUUAACCGCAGCGGCUCUAGCACUUCCAAUCUCGUUGAGCCAUCCCUGCAUUCCCAGCCGUCCAAUGAUGAGACAGCGCUUCCUCCAGCCCCCCUCAUCCUUGAGGGAAAUAUCAAUAAUUCUCGUGAAAGAUCUGAGACAUAUUCCACACGCGACAAUGGCCUGAGCGUUCUUGCACAAUUAGAACGCGGGGGAAUCAAUGUGCCUCCCUUAUUGGAGCCCACGAUCAUGCCGUCGGCUAGCUCAGGCAGUGAUCGAAAGAAAGUAGUCAUCGGCGCGAUGAGAUUGGUUCUCCAAAAUGCAGCGUUGACUCUUAAAUUUGCCCCGGUUCCGAAUCUUGACGCAAUCCCAAACUUACUUCUGACGUGGCUCCAGGUUUAUGAGACCGUCGGUGGAAACGACGAAGGUCUCAAAGGAUUGGACGAUGAGAUCCGAGGGGCUUAUACAACGAUCUUGCGACUACUCCAACUGUGGACCGAUCAGAUCCCCCUGAUGUAG
Cantharellus anzutake is the source of this 774-nucleotide messenger RNA. RefSeq lists its product as uncharacterized. The record is from RefSeq and is a predicted model, not a curated record. The transcript is spliced from 2 exons. Lineage: Eukaryota; Fungi; Basidiomycota; Agaricomycetes; Cantharellales; Hydnaceae. Bases 1 to 774 code for a protein of 257 amino acids.